Molecule: messenger RNA, 2433 nt
Organism: Aureobasidium musti
Lineage: Eukaryota; Fungi; Ascomycota; Dothideomycetes; Dothideales; Saccotheciaceae
Source: the annotation of a GenBank genome assembly
AUGACACAUGCCGUUCACGUGGGCGCCCAGGAUUCACAAUCCCAGACGUUGAGAACGCCUUUCACGAGUCCUUCCAAGACACCAUAUACUCGACCACUAUCCGAAGCAACUGAGAUCUAUGAGACAGAUGUGGAAGACGAUGAGAGCUUGUUCGAGGAGAACUCUCCCAAACCCAGCUUCGGUUCAGUGAGUGGUUACCUACUCGUUUCUCUCAACUACGUACUCACCUCAUACCAGUUUAACAGCAGAAGAAGGAGCGAAACCACAAUUUCAUCCUUUGAAGAGGCUUUGACACCCCGUUCUGAUGUACAAUUCGACCGAAAUGGUCCUUUCCAGUUGCAUGCCAAGCCAGUCGAAGGGCCAAAAGGUCCUCAUCUUUUCCGUGCUUCUCAUUCUUCUGCCGAGUUUGCUUUCGACUAUGCUCUACAGAUGUCUCCACUCUUUCCCAAAACUAUGGAGUUGCCGCAGCAGCAUAUCACUGCUUCUCAUCAGGAGUUUGCCUUCUCACCACAGGACUUAUAUGUCCCAGGUCUUGACGCAGUGCUGCAGUCUCCUUCUCUGUAUAGCGUGGAGCGAUGGUCAACUCAAGACGUCUUAAACUGGAUGCUGGAGACUGGACUACCCCAUGAGGUUGUUGACAAAUUUGAAAAGCAUGACAUUAACGGAUCAAUAUUGAUGGAACUCAAGUUUGAGAACCUGAAGGAGCUCGAGAUUGAAUCUUUCGGCAAGCGUCAUCAACUUUGGAACACUAUUCAGAACCUCAAAGGUGGUGAACGAGGUCCAAGCCCUGUACCAACGCCAUUCCAGGAUAUCUCUCGCCCUCCAACCAAUGUAAGGUCAAAGUCGGAUGGUGACAUCUCCCGAGACGCACUACCUGCUCUGUCGAUGGAGGAUGAUAUGACACCAGUCACUCCUGUUCGGCACAAGAAGCGCCGUGGUCGAAAGAAUCGACAUCAUGACGAUACCAUCACUCCUGCUGAGUCUGUCUCCAUUGUUGCCAUUGAACAGCUGAUGCCUAGAGAGCACAAGUGUGCUAAAGGCGAAGACUGUUCCAAGUGGCGGAAGCAGCAGAGACUGUUUGCUCGCAUUCGUGAACAGCACGGCUACCCCAUCAGCCCUGAUCACGGCGGUCAGAUUCUGAUCACAGGCGAUCCUGGCAAUGCCACCACCGCUUACAAAGUCGUCGACAAUGUAUAUCGCCAGCAAGAUACCUCACCUCGUGCCGAAGAGGAAUCAACUCGACCUGUUUCGGAGAACAUGCCGCCGUCAGUUGUGGCUUCCUCUGAUCUGCUUGGUCCCGGUCAGCUCCCCGCUUUCGCGCUUCAUGAAAACAUGCUGGCCCAGCUUCAGAUGAGAGACCCUCAAGAGAACGUCAAGCAGUUCCUCAAUUUCCAACAUGUUGGCCAGUCGCAAGUCGAAGCACCGCCCACACCUCCUCUCGACACUUUCCCUGGCAAUGGAUUUGAGAUGUUCCCUACCAUCCACCAACAAGCCUAUCCCUCUCUGCAGCGCCCAUCGGUGACCCAGGAGCCACAUGGAAACCUCAAGCAUCUGCCCAAACUGUCUAUCCCUCGCUCUGCCAGUGCCAAUCCCUGGCUAGGAAAGCAGAAUGUCUUCUCUCCUGCAGAGAGCGUCAUGUCUCCCUGCCGCAGCGCCACUGUCUCUCCCGGGUCAAACAACAUCUAUCGUUACGGCACUCCAGCAUCUGAGAUGGAUAUUCCCGUCACUGCUGUCCCCAUCGGCCCCAUCUCUCGCGAUACCAGUCAAUCCGUACCACCCAACAUGCAAUACCGGGAGCACACACGCGCCGACUUCCGUCGUCAACCCUCCAACACCUUGCCCUCUCUAGACGAGAACGCAGUCUUCUCACCCACAACAACCCUCACCCGCACCCCCAGCAAACUCCNNCUUCACGUCGUGGACAAAGACAAGCAAAAGGAGAUGAAAAAAGCACACAUGCAAGCCACCUACGGCACCUCCGUAUCCCACACCGGCUACAUGAAANAGCGCAAAACCAAACUCCUGCACCACGAAUGGCAGAAUGCGCAUUUUCGCCUUCAAGGCACUCAACUAGCCAUGCAUGAAAACAACAGACUGUCAGCUAUCAUGCUGGAUAGCAUCAAUGUCGAUGACUACAAUGUUGCUUGUGCAUCCCUGCCUUCCAACAAUAAGAUCACUGCAGCAUUGAAGAAUCUCAAACUCGGUGGUGACAAGAAAAGUGAUGUUGCUGCUGGUGCGUUUGCGUUUCAACUUGUGCCUAGUGCUGCUGCUGGUGAUGGAAGGGUCAAGUUGGCUGCUAGUGGUAAGACUCACCAUUUUGCUGUUACCAACAGCAGUGAGAGGAUUGACUGGAUGAGAGAGUUGAUGUUGGCGAAGGCGUUGAGACAGAAGGAGAGUGGAUUCGAAGUCGAGCACAAUGGUUCAAAGGCUUGA